AUGUCGGAGUCGGCACCACCAACAGGGUCUUCCUCUGAGAACGCCGCGACCAAGCAGACGGUUUUGGGUAAACUCAAUAAUCGCAUUCGCCGACAGGAAAAGAAGCACUGGGAAAUCAUCAGAUUCGAGAAGAUGCUUUCCAAGGGAAUGGCCCUCAGAGAGGCUGAGAAGGAAAAACUACACUUGAAAUCAUCCAUCCCUACCGGAAUAGAUGAGCUCAAGACAUUCCGGACCAUUCUCGAAAACAACAUCGAACAGGAAGCCGCUCAGAAAAAAAAUCACCGCCGCCGCAAUCCCGGCAAGACUACCUCGCCGCUUGUCAGUUCCUCACUUUCUCUCGACAAAGCAAGCGAACUAGCCGAGGAAAAAAUCCCGAACAAAACUGCCUUGCCGCGUGUCAGUUCCUCACUUUCUCUCGACAAAGCAGGCGAAGUAGUGGAGGAAAAUAUGCCGAGCGAGACUGACUCCCUGAGUGUGGAGGAAGUGUUAACCGCAAAAGUGAUGUUUCUCUGUGAUGGUUUUGUUGAUGACUAUGCUGAACAUAAAACAAAAAUUGAGGAACUAAUUGCAUCUCGUACAAGAGUCCACAUCGUUAUAAGGAUGAGCAAUUAUGUUCCCUGA
This is a messenger RNA of Striga asiatica, 621 nucleotides long. NCBI's taxonomy places the organism in Eukaryota, Viridiplantae, Streptophyta, Magnoliopsida, Lamiales, Orobanchaceae. The record is from the annotation of a GenBank genome assembly.